AUGAAGAGGUAUAUAAUUGUGAACUGGUCAAGUGUGAGUAAGCCUGAAGUGUUCCUUCAUGAAGAUGGAUACUAUUUGAUCAAGUUCCAGAAAGUAAGUGACAUGAAUGAGGUCCUGUUCUCAGGACCAUAUUCAAUCAAUAAUAGACCAAUAAUACUGAAGCAAUGGAGUCCUGAAUUUGAUUUUGGAAGUGAGUUCUUAACAGAAAUACCUCUAUGGGUUAAUUUUCCAAACUUGCCUUUGAAUUGUUGGGGAGGGGGAUCCUUGAGUAGGAUAGCCAGUGCAAUUGGAGUUCCUAUCUUUGCGGAUGAAUGUACUACUAAACAAACUAGGAUUUCAUAUGCUAGAAUGCUAGUAGAAGUUAAUGUCACAAAAAAAAUUCCCCAGAAAAUUACAGUAGUGGAUCCAUAUGGGAAGACAUUCUUACAGGAUGUGGUGUUGGAAUGGAGGCCUCAGUACUGUGAUAAAUGUCAGAAGAUUGGACAUGUAUGUCAAGUAGUGACUGAUCCAAAUGAGGAGGUAAUGAAGAAAAGAACACCAGGGAAGAAAGUAACUCAAACAUGGCAAUAUAAAGGGCCAAUAUCACAGAAGACUAGUCAAGAGAAGAAGGAGGAACAUAACCAAGAGAAGAAGAAUCAGCUAGAAGAACAAGAAGAAGAACAGAUCACAGAAAUAAUGCAAACACCAAAAAGUUAUGCAAUGCAGGGGUAUAGUCAGCUGGGAUUGAGCUUGGAUUUCCCAUACUGA
Messenger RNA from Solanum lycopersicum (tomato), 747 nucleotides. RefSeq lists its product as uncharacterized. Lineage: Eukaryota; Viridiplantae; Streptophyta; Magnoliopsida; Solanales; Solanaceae. The record is from RefSeq and is a predicted model, not a curated record.